This is a messenger RNA of Sinocyclocheilus grahami, 3204 nucleotides long. Its product is annotated as kinesin-like protein KIF2A. NCBI's taxonomy places the organism in Eukaryota, Metazoa, Chordata, Actinopteri, Cypriniformes, Cyprinidae. Gene Ontology annotation, molecular function: microtubule binding; ATP binding; microtubule motor activity. The record is from RefSeq and is a predicted model, not a curated record. The coding region runs from base 212 to 2431 and encodes 739 amino acids. Gene Ontology annotation, cellular component: microtubule. The transcript is spliced from 21 exons. Gene Ontology annotation, biological process: microtubule depolymerization; microtubule-based movement.
ACCCCCAGAUUGGACAGAUUGUGUCCACUGCAACUAGACAAAAGAGGCUGAUGUGACAGUCUGUGAAGGGUGUGUGAGCGUUCUGCGCAUGCGCGCUUAUCCUCUCCCUCCUGACCUCCUCCCGGUUUGUGCUGCGCCCCUGCCGCUAAUCAACCUCUCCCGCGAAACCCGCUCAAAAACAUCCACACAGAUCCUGGCACACACAUGAGGCAUGGCAGCUCUCUUCGGGAAGAUCCAGAUCGGCAUUUAUGUGGAGAUCAAGCGCAGUGAUGGAAGAAUCCACCAGGCCAUGGUGACAUCACUAAAUGAAGACAAUGAGUGCGUGACGGUGGAGUGGAUUGAAAACGGAGACACAAAAGGGAAAGAGAUCGAUCUAGAGAGCGUAUUUGCACUAAAUCCAGAUGUUGCACCUGAAGAGGAAAUCCCACAAAGUCCUGAAACCCCUCCACCUCCUGUGUCCAGUGCCAUCAAAAUCAACAAGAUCCCCCAAAACAAGGAUGUACCUCAUGAAGUUGAUGUCACAGAAGAGUUUUCAUUUAUUACAAUCACUGUAGGUACGACUCGAGCGCGGCCGAGCCAACAGACCGAACCGCCUCCACCAGCGCCCGUCCCGCCUCCACCCAUCCAACACCAGACCCUACAGCAGCUGCAGAACGCUCGCAGGAAGUCCAACUGCGUGAAGGAAGUGGAGAAACUUCAAGAGAAGCGGGAGAAGAGACGAUUGCAGCAGCAGGAGCUGAGAGAGAAAAGAGCGCAGGAGCUCGAUGCCACAACCCCUAAUUAUGAAAUCAUGUGCAUGAUCCGAGACUUCAGAGCGAGUUUGGACUACAGACCGCUGACCACUGCAGAUCUGAUUGAGGACCACAGGAUAUGCGUGUGUGUGCGGACGCGGCCACUCAACAAGAAAGAGCUGACCAUGAAGGAUCUGGACGUCAUCACCAUCCCCAGUAAAGACGUGGUCAUGGUCCACGAGCCCAAGCAGAAAGUGGAUUUAACCAGAUACCUGGAGAACCAGACGUUCCGCUUCGAUUACGCUUUCGACGACACCUCCACAAACGAAAUGGUGUACCGGUUCACUGCUCGGCCGCUGGUGGAGACCAUAUUUGAGAGGGGAAUGGCCACUUGCUUUGCUUACGGUCAGACGGGCAGCGGGAAAACUCAUACCAUGGGAGGAGAUUUUUCUGGGAAGAACCAGGAUUGCUCUAAAGGGAUCUACGCUCUCGCUGCACGGGAUGUUUUUCUCAUGUUAAAAAAACCAAACUACAAGAAGUUGGAUCUUCAGGUGUACGCGACGUUCUUUGAAAUCUACAGCGGGAAGGUGUUUGACCUUCUGAACAGGAAGGCGAAGCUGCGAGUUCUUGAAGACGGGAAGCAGCAGGUUCAGGUGGUCGGACUGCAGGAGCGAGACGUCAAAUGCACAGAGGACGUGCUCAAACUCAUCGAGAUGGGCAACAGCUGCAGGACGUCUGGACAGACCUCGGCUAACGCUCACUCGUCCCGCAGUCACGCCGUGUUUCAGAUUAUCCUCCGCAGGAGGGGCAAAAUGCACGGUAAAUUCUCUCUCAUUGACCUGGCGGGGAACGAGCGAGGGGCGGACACGUCCAGCGCUGACCGACAGACGCGGCUCGAGGGCGCCGAGAUCAACAAAAGCCUCCUGGCGCUGAAGGAGUGCAUCAGGGCUUUGGGUCGAAACAAACCACACACUCCGUUUCGAGCCAGUAAACUCACGCAGGUCUUAAGAGAUUCCUUCAUCGGAGAAAACUCUAGAACAUGUAUGAUCGCUACAAUCUCUCCUGGAAUGGCAUCAUGUGAAAACACAUUAAACACUCUGAGAUACGCCAACAGAGUGAAGGAGUUUGGGAUCAGUCCCUCCGACAUUCCCUUCUCUCAGGGGGGAGGCGGGCGCUCCGAACUCUCUCCUACCUAUGAGUACGAUGACUUUGCUACCUCACCCAGCAGGGUGAAGGAGCUGAGCAUUGACCCCAUUGCGGUGAUGGAGGGGCGCUCCGCCGGACACUCGGUCAGUCAGCUGGACGUGCUGGAGGCGCAGUGGGGAGUGGGCAGCUCUCCUCAGAGAGACGAUCUCAAGCUGCUCUGUGAACAAAACGAAGAGGAAGUGUCCCCGCAGCUCUUCAACUUCCAUGAGGUGGUGUCUCAGCUGGUGGAGAUGGAGGAGCAGGUUCUGGAGGACCACCGCGCCGUGUUUCAGGAGUCCAUACGCUGGCUGGAGGAUGAGAAGGUUCUUCUGGAGAUGACCGAGGAAGUCGAUUAUGAUGUGGAGUCAUACGCCACUCAGCUUGAGCAAAUCCUGGAUCAGAAGAUUGAUGUGCUAACAGAGCUCAGAGAUAAAGUGAAGUCUUUCCGCUCGGCUCUUCAGGAAGAGGAACAGGCCAGUAAGCAGAUCAACCCCAAACGCCCGCGGGCCCUGUAGACCCAGCACCAGCAGAACAAUCCCAUCAGCCCAUCAAUGUAUCUACAUGUGUAACUUGUACGUGAUGUGUCGGUUGUUCAUCUGACAAAAGCACAUUUUAAAUUGUAUAGAUUUGAGUUCUUACUAAACUGAAUGAUGAGUUUAAGGCCAUGAGAGGAUGUACAGUGAGCUAAUGCAUGACCAAACCAGCGCUGCAUCAUCUGACUGGACCGCGUGUGUGAAGCCUGUAAAUAUGUCAAACUCAUUCAUGCUUUUCAGAUAUAUGUAUAUAUAUAUACCCGCUCAUCUACUUGCAUAACAGUUUGCCAGGUAAUGAAAAGUGAUUAUUGCCAUCCCAAUGGAAAAGAGCGAAUACAGUCUUAGGAAUAAUUGCAAUUAGGGAUGCACUGAUAUAGACAUUUUGACCAGUUAUUUUUAUGGUUACUAAAUAAGGAAGCAUGUUUUCAACAAAGGCUUGAAAAAAAUAGAUAAUUGCAAUGCUAGAUCUCAAACUCACAAUUCAUACUUUUUCUCAGACUUCUAUCUCUCAAUUCUGAUUUUUUCAUUUCCAACAUGGGACUUUCUAUAUUUAGGCUAGUUUGUAUCGCGAAAUUGUUUAUAUCACAAAAUUUACACUUUUUUUUUAAAUCUCAAUUUUUUCAGAAUUGUGGGAUAAACUCUGAAUUGCAAACAUAUAAUUCUGAAUGGGGGAAAAAAAGCCAGUGUUAACAGCUCGCAAUUCAGACGUCUCAGAAUUACAAGAAAAAAAGUCAGUUACCUUUUUUUUUUUUAAC